Molecule: messenger RNA, 549 nt
Organism: Melampsora larici-populina 98AG31
Lineage: Eukaryota; Fungi; Basidiomycota; Pucciniomycetes; Pucciniales; Melampsoraceae
Exons: 6
Coding region: 1-549 (182 amino acids)
Source: RefSeq, a predicted model, not a curated record
AUGGCCUGCGCGAUAAAUAUAGAGGGUAAUAGGGAGUCGAAUAGUGACUGUAUGAUUCAUCAAUAUUUGAAUCAUUCGUUCCAAGUCAAACUUAAUGCUAACCAAAUACCUGAAGCAGAAAUAAGGAGUGAUAGAUUGCGAACACAAGCACAAGAAGUCAAUGUGAAUCGGCACGGAUGGCAUGAGCGAUUUGAGAGUUGUGUUGGCAUUGCCAAAGGGAACCGAUUCGAGUGUGAUGUGACAUACCGUGACGAACCUGCAAAGUUUGGAGGCUUCAGACCAAGAUCGUGGAAAAGGGCAGUGAUUACGAGAGAUCUCGAAAGGGGACGUACUGGUUGUUUGCAGCCACGAAAGACGGGAAUCGGUGGUGAUCUGUGGUGUGGUAAAUGUUUGUGCGCGGGUGUGGUUGGUUGUCCAAGUGUACCACACGGUACCAUGAUAGGGUUGGUUGUGCGGCUUGCAGUACCGAUACUUAGGUCUCAAAUUGUGAUAUUGAAACCUAAGUAUCUGUUCUGUGAACCUGUCGCACAAUACAACACGGAAUCUUGA